Messenger RNA from Brenthis ino (lesser marbled fritillary), 1860 nucleotides. NCBI's taxonomy places the organism in Eukaryota, Metazoa, Arthropoda, Insecta, Lepidoptera, Nymphalidae. The record is from the annotation of a GenBank genome assembly.
AUGGUGAAAAAAGUGACAUUUCUGGCUUUAGUGCGAAAUUUGAGACGGAUAAAUUGUGAUAUAUGUAAUUCUAAGUAUAUUCAAAUUAAAAAUUCUCUGCUGCUCACGGUGGGAAAAAAUGGAUCAGAUACUCCGUGUAUGGCGCGAGCACUAUACGACAACAUAGCGGAGUCACCGGACGAGCUGGCGUUCCGCAGGGGCGACCUGCUCACAGUGCUGGAGCAGAACACUGGAGGCAGCGAGGGCUGGUGGCUCUGUUCCUUGCGAGGACGACAGGGAAUAUGUCCGGGAAACAGACUGAGAAUAGUAGCCGGGGUCUUCGAUGCGAGCUCCGCAAUGCAAAGGCGACGCACUCGCACACCCGCACCCGUAGCUCAUCAGCCCCUCCCAGCGCAACAGUCCCCUGCUUUUACAAAAAUCGAAGAAUGUUCCCACUACGAUGUACCUCGGGCGCCAUUGCCGGUGCAGCGCAUCAUUGGUACAUACGACUGCCCGCGGCCGGCGGCGGACUGGUACGAUGCGCCCAGAGCGCCGCGCCCCGCUAGCGCGGACUCUGCUUGCAGUGGAACGGGCUCCUUAACUUCGGCCACGUCGAGUGCAUCCGCAAAUUCCGGGAGUUCCGCGCAUUCAGCCUCUGCGUCAAGCACGUACGAUGUUCCAAGAUCGCGCGCUCUACCUUUACCUUGUGACGCCGCGUUGGAAGCUCUUGAAAGAUUACAAGAGGAAGCAUCAGCGGCAGUGUCGCGGCUGCUGUCGUACGUGUCGCCGGGGUGGCGGCGGCGCGGGGCGCUGCGACCGCGCGUGCUGGACGUGCGCGUGGCGGGCGCGCGCCUACGAGCCGCUCUACACGACCUUGCAGUGUUCGCGGACGCUACGUUGGCUAACGCUCAUGAUGCCCAAGAUAAAGGUAUCGCAGUAAAGUUACGGCCAUUAGUAAAGGCUUUAAAGGAUGCAGAGCGCAUAACUCAUGAAGCGACUAGCGCGUUGGACGCAGGCGACUGGGCGCCGGAACGACUCGAGCGUGACAGGGAGCCCACAGACGGCACUCAGGACGCGCUCGACCAACUAGUGGCGUGUGCACGAUCCCUUACCGAGGAUGUCAGACGAGCUGCUUCAUUCAUACAUGGGAAUGCCUCGCUUCUGUUUAGGCGAUCGCCCGCUGUACCAGAACAUGAGUGGACCGAAGAGUACGACUAUGUCAGGCUUGAGUCCAGGACUGCAGUGGGCAGGCGGAAUGCGGAGAUUCGUGCAGCGCUGCCUGACAAAUUGCGAGCUUCCUUUGACGCACUUGUGCGAGAUGCGGAUCACGCCGGGGAGGUAAGCGCAGUCGCUGCAGCAACGAGGCUGCCUCCAGACGACAGACAACUAGCAGCUUUCUAUGCCGCUCAAACUGCGACAUACGGCGCCCACCUAUCAACUGCAGUGGAAGCCUUCCUCAGGACCAUUGAGAUGGGACAACCUCCAGAUGUUUUCCUCGCCCACGGCAAAUUCGUUGUACUGAGCGCUCAUAGAAUUGUACAUGUUGGCGACACGGUACACAGGAGCGCCCAACACGCCGGUCUAAAAGCAAAAAUACUCCGGUGCUCCGAUUCAUUAUCAGACGCGCUGGCGGCGACUGUUGCAAAAACAAAGACAGCCGCUCUUCAGUUCCCGUGCGCCAACGCCGUGGCGGACAUGGCCGAGUCCGCCCGAACGCUUGCCGCGAGAGCUCAGGACUUGCGUAGAGCCCUAGUCCGGGCCGCUGAACCUCCACAAGACACCCCGGCAACUACAGUACCGCCAUCAUCUUCCGGUACACCGCUCACCCCCCUAACUCCCCUCGCUUCACACAACAUUGGCACGCCGUCGCUUCCCGUAUUA